CGUGGCAGGAGUUCUGUAUUGCCGCACAGCAGCAAAAGAGAGAGAAAAAUGGCGGAGCUCAGGAAAAUUAGUCCUGUGUGUUUGCCUUGCCGUCUCAGCUACACACGGAAAACCUCGUGUCACGGGAGGCUCUUCUUGAUUCUUUGUAUACUUUUAGUGGAUUCCGGGGGAGCUACGACUCAUUGGGUUGUCACCGAGGAUGGAAAAAUCCAACAACAAGUGGACUCUCCUUUAAAUCUGAAACAUCCGCAUGAUGUUGUAAUCUUCAUGAGGCAAGAGAUGCGGGUUAACUACCUCAAAAAGCUGGAGAAGCAGCUAGUAGCACAGAAGAUUCAUAUUGAGGAGAACGAAGAUCGAGACACGGGUUUGGAGCAGCGACACUAUAAAGAAGAUGUUGACUGUGUGAUGGCUAAGGUACCAUUGGGAGACCUGGAUCUUUAUGACGGCACUUAUGUCUCCCUGGAAAGUAAAGACAUCAGCGCUGAAGACUACGUUGACUCACGGUCUGCUCUGCCGCCAGAUCUAGAGAAGCCAGACUGUGCAAAUGUUUUUGAACUACCUUUUAGUAUCCAUGCUUUCCAGCAUCUCAGGGGUGUACAGGAGAGGGGGAACUUGACCUCUCCGCUUCUUUCUAAGGAUGAUCCUAUUUUUAGUUCCUUGUCUAAAAAGCUGGGCCACAGCGUAGACGAGGUGGGCCAUCGCAUCCAUCAGAGCCUGCUGAGGAACUCUUCUUCCUGGGUUCUGUACAACAUGGCGUCGUUUUACUGGCGUAUGAAGAACGAGCCUCAGAAGGCGCUGGACUGUGUCGUACGAGCUUUACAUUUCUCUCCCAGGCAGCACAAGGACGUAGCACUGAUCAACAUGGCCAACAUCCUGCACCGGGCCCAUUUCUCAGCAGAUGCUGCGAUUCUCGCUCACGCAGCGCUGGACCUUACCUCAGAUCUCUUCACCAGUCACUACACUUUGGGCAACAUUUACGCCAUGCUUGGGGAGUACAACCACUCGGUGCUGUGUUACGAGCAAGCCCUGCAGGCCCAGCCGGGCUUUGAGCAGGCCCUGAGGAGGAAACACGCCGUGCUCUGUCAGCAGAAACUGGAGCAGCGCCUAGAAGCCCAGCACAGGUCUCUGCAGCGGACGCUGAACGAGCUGAAGGAGUAUCAGAAGCAACACGACCACUACCUCCGCCAACAGGAGGCCCUGGAUAAACACAAGCUCCUGCAGGAAGAGCAAAUCCUACGCAACAUUAUUCACGAAACCCAGAUGGCCAAGGAAGCUCAGCUUGGGAACCAUCAGAUGUGUCUGCUGGGUCACCAGCAGCGCAGCCUCUACUGCCCCUUUGACCUGCCCGUGCGCUAUCACCGGGGCGACCUUUUUGAGCAUGUCCAGUUUGUCCAAUUUGGAGAGGAGGUGUCGGUAGCUUCCAGCCUGGCUCUGAUGUCGGAACGCAGCUCAAACCAGACAGCGACCAGCCCGGAGCUCCAUCCCUCUGUCUCUGGGGAUCAGGACCCUGCUGCUGCCCUCUGGAGCAACCAUCAGGACCACACACAGGACAUCCAGAAGAUACUAUGGCCUCAGAAGAGUGACUGUGCACAUGAGUACCCUCUUGUCCCCCCCGCUCAAAUGCUGCCAACCUUUUACCUGUCACCUGAAUCACAGGGCCUCAGCUCCGUGGCGACCCUCCUGUACGGUGACGGCAGUCCCUCCCAGGCUGUGAGUUUGCCAGACUGCGGCCCUGUCCCCCAGUCCCCCCCAGCCCUCCUGCCAGCCUCAUUGGAUUGGGCCCUUGAGGAAAAGGAACUACCAGAUCCCUAUGCUUCUGAGAUUUUGCGAUUGCGCAGUGGAGGAUUGACACUGGAGCAAAUAGGAAACAGAAUUGCCACCGCUAUUAAACAAGCCACCAUACCCCACUGGCAGGUCCACACUGAGGCAGCUCUGUUUUGGCAGGCAAAAGGCAACGGAAGCCAUGCCUUGCAAUGCCUGCGUCAAGUGUUGAGUACAGUUCCGCCUUCCCAACGCCACGUGCCCCUCACCAAUGCUGCUAACCUGCUGCUGCACCACAGCUUGACUACCCAUGCACAAAUGCUGCUGGAGCAUGCCAUGGCACUUAAUGCAUCAGAGCCUCACACCCUUCUCAGCCUCGUGAGCUUGCAUUUGGCCCAGAGCAACGUGACAGGUGCUCUGGCUUUGUUCCGCCACAUUCUGGAAGUGACCCUGUCCUCCCCUUCCUCCUCCUCAUUUGCUGACUGUGAACAAUGUCAAAGCAACCUGCCUUUGCUACGCUGUCUGCAGUUCUACCCGUCUCUUUACAAUCUCUCCCACAGACAGUCUUGCUCACACGGAGGCAUCUGUUUGGCUGAGGAAGAGCUUGGUAUACAGCUGGAGGAAUGGGAGGAGAGUGAGGAGAAACCGGAUUCAGCCUCCGUUUCUGCCAUGGAGGACACGCUGCUCUUUGAAAAGGUCAUCCUGGACAGUAAUGGCUCGGGCGAAGCGGCUGCCCAGCAGCAUCCGGAUGCCUCCUCCUCAGGAGCAGCAAAAAUGACCUCGUCCUUUGGAGACGGAGGAGUGGAAAAGGAGGAGGAUUGGCAGUUGAAGGAGGACUUGAUGGGAGCCUUUGAGGGAGCCCUGGAUGUAGGAGGGAAACAUGGGGACCUACGGGGUAUCCGGGUGCUUAAGAAUGACCGUGUGAUGGGUGCUCGAGCAGGAAGUGGGCCAUGUUUUGGAAACUGUGAGGAUGAUGAUGGAGCAGAAUGGAUCACCUUCCAAGUAAAGCGGGUCAGGAAAGCUAAGGUGGACGGGUCCGAUCAUGUUGCCGUCUCUGAAGACAGUCCGCCUGAGGAGUCACUAUCUGAGGGGAAUUCUGUCUUGGAGAUCAGUGGUCCUACUAUCCCAUCUCCAGGUCCUUCAGGUCGCUGGAGAGACUAUGCAAGUCUUGGAUGGCCUGGACCAGAGGAGUGCCAGCGGACCCGAAGGGUGGACCUCACCACUGUAGCGAGUACUUGGCUGGCUGUUUCUGCCAAGAAUAUUGACAUCACUGAGCAUAUAGACUUUGCCACUCCUCUCCAGGAGCCAGCUGCUGAACCUCUGUGCAGUGCCAACCUGGCUGCUAGCAUGCACACCCUCGACCACCUGGCAGGUGUAGCCAAUCGCGCCGCCAUUCACUACACUGGAGAGGGCCAACUGCGUGAGGUCCUGCAGAACCUCGGCAAAGAUAAAUUCUCCCCCCAGUCCUUUGAGCAAGUAGGCACUCGCAUUGCUAAAGUGCUGGAGAAGAACCAGACAUCCUGGGUGUUAUCCAGCAUGGCCGCCCUGUAUUGGAGAGUGAAAGGCCAAGGCAAGAGAGCCAUCGACUGCCUAAGGCAAGCCCUUAACUACGCCCCUCAUCACAUGAAGGACGUUCCCCUCAUCAGCCUGGCCAACAUCUUUCAGAACGCGAGGCUAUGGGAGGACGCCCUGACGGUUGCUCGUAUGGCGGUAGAGAUUGCCCCACAUUUCGUUGUGAACCACUUUACUCUGGCAAACGUCUAUAUCGCUAUGGAGGAGUUUGAAAAAGCCAUGCACUGGUAUGAGUCUACUCUGAAGCUCCAGCCAGAGUUUGCUCCUGCAAAAGAUCGACUGAGGACCAUUCAGUGUUAUCUUCUCACCAAACGGGAGCGCCGUCAGCCCUGAGCCACUCAGAAGAACCCAGCGAUCACCGAGUCACCGCUCAAACCCGUAGACGUUUGCACUCACUCAGAUAUGCUGUUAUGAAUCCUGCAGAUAAUUUGCAUAAAUUGAAAGUAUAAGAGAAUGAAAAUAUUGACAUAAGAGUCAGGAGAAUAAAUAUUCACUUUAAUUGGGUUCCUUUGUUCCCUUUGUGGUUUGACUCACUCCCAGGAAUUGGGUCUCAACUCCCAGAGUGUAAAUGUAGACAUUUUUGACCCCCAGCUGCAGGACCUGCUCUGCAGGAAUUAGGAAGUUAUGACAGUGUUUUGUUUUUGUUUGAAUUUCAGAUAUGUAAGUAAAAGUGUUGCUUUUGAGGUUCAGAUAAUUCUGAUUUUAACUUCAAUCUGGUAUAACUGGAAGCAUCGAAAUACAGAAAUAUCUUCUCAUUUUUCUCCAGUAACAUACAACCAUUUUAUAAGUAACUUAUUGAAAAUAUUACUGAAAAAGAAGAGUAUUAAGCAGUAUUUGCAGAAUGAUAAGGAUUUGGUUUGGAUUGAGUGAUUUUUGCCCUCAAUGUUUGUGAUUUUUAAAAUGAAUGGGAAAUCUUAAGUUUUUGCACUUUUUUCUAUUUUUUUUCUUUUUUUUUAUCAUUCCUAUUUAUAUUGGAUCUACAAACUGAUUUUGCUACAAGCUAAUAUAAACACGAAAUAAUACAAAUAAAUUGUGCUAUUACAUUUGCUUCUGAACAUAUGAAUACUCCUGAGACAUGAAUGGAUUCAUCAUUGCCAGUUUCUAAGUCAGAAUCUGUAUUAAAUGUACAGUAUUAAAGGCUGCGUGUGAA
Molecule: messenger RNA, 4483 nt
Organism: Nothobranchius furzeri (turquoise killifish)
Lineage: Eukaryota; Metazoa; Chordata; Actinopteri; Cyprinodontiformes; Nothobranchiidae
Gene: ttc17
Product: tetratricopeptide repeat domain 17
Biological process (GO): cilium organization; actin filament polymerization
Cellular component (GO): cytoplasm; actin cytoskeleton
Molecular function (GO): protein binding
Source: RefSeq, a predicted model, not a curated record